This is a messenger RNA of Prorocentrum cordatum, 1479 nucleotides long. The record is from the annotation of a GenBank genome assembly. NCBI's taxonomy places the organism in Eukaryota, Dinophyceae, Prorocentrales, Prorocentraceae.
AUGGCGGACGAGGCGUCCACGGAGCUCUUCGGGCGCCCGGGCAACGCGGUCGAGGUGGACGGCGACGACAUCAGGAUGGUGCACGAGGGGUUCCAGAAGGUCGCCGAGCAUGGGCUACGUAACAUGACCGUGCACGCGGACGCUUGGGACAUCUUCAAGGCAGCGAAGCUCACGGAGUCGCUCAAAAGAGAGGUGUUCGAGACUGCGAUCGCCAACAGGCAGAACCUCAAGAUCCCCGAGACGGCCCUGAACCUGGAGCGCACCAUGGAGAGGUUGCAGGAACUGGAGCGGGCCGGGUACGACCUGCACGCGAUCUGCAUAUGGGCGCCCGAGCUGGAGACCCAGAUCCGCGGCAGGGCGCGCUCUGUCAAGGCCGGCAAGGUCUUCACCACCAAGCACUACUGGCCUGCAGUGCAGAGCUCAGUCGCGAUGGGCCGGCACUGGGACGCGAAGAUUCGAGAGGGGCACGAGUUGUACAAGUCCGUGGCCUUCUACGACAACGCCGUCCGCCCAUGCCACCCGGUGCAUCUGGCGCAGUUCGAGGUGCUCACCAAGCUGUCGCAGAAGGCUGCCUCGGUCCACGUGGAGAUGUGCAGGGCCACCCGCGACGCCCGCGAGAAGGCCGACGUUGCGGCCAGCGAGGCCCGGGCGAGGGGCGCGACGCGCCGCGGCGUGGCGCAGUUGUGGCUGACCGAGGCCGUCGCCGAGAAGCGGGACCGGAACGGAGCCGCGACGGAGCCUGUCAAGGAGCGGCGCCAGGCGGCCCCGACCACGGAGACCACGGACACCACCCCCGAGGACCUCAGCAGCCUCGUGCUGGCAGAGAGGAGCAACGGCCGGCUUCAGGGGCUCGUCGUGGGGCUGGCGAUCAGCGCCGCCGUGAAGUGGCUCGUGGCAUUCAUGGACGACUGCAGUGCUUUCCGUGACAGCGGAGAGGCGCACCUCCCCUGCGUGCAGGACGCCGCGGCGUUCACGGGCGAGCCGUCGGCCGUGUACGGCGACGAGCCGUACCGCCUCGUGAGGGAGGCGGCAGACGGCGCCCUGCAAGCCCUGACUGGUUCGGAGCAUUAUCACGAGCAGUACAGCAAGAUGUCGCAGCGCAUCGUCGGAUUCGGGAACUACCUGCCCGACGCUGACACGGUGUUGCCCGACGGUUCGGUGAACCUCACGAAGGACAUGCGCCCCGGCGACGUGAUCUCCAGCGGGAUCGACUACAUGGUCGGUGGAGUCGGAUCGAUACUGGGUUCUGCCAAGGAGUUCGUCGCCCGCUCCUUCAGCAGCAUACCGGACGCCAGGCCAGCGCUCGGCCUCGACGGCGAGCUGCCGGUCGACGUCGACGAGGUGGAGAGCGACCCGGGCUAUGACGGCGAGGCCAUCGAGAAUACGCCUGGCCAGGACGACGUAGAGGACUACCAGCCCUCCUCAGGCUCCUACGUGCCCCCGUGGGUGCCGCCGACCCCUGCCACGCCGGAGCCGGAG